Messenger RNA from Mytilinidion resinicola, 1597 nucleotides. RefSeq lists its product as uncharacterized. Lineage: Eukaryota; Fungi; Ascomycota; Dothideomycetes; Mytilinidiales; Mytilinidiaceae. The transcript is spliced from 2 exons. The record is from RefSeq and is a predicted model, not a curated record. The coding region runs from base 1 to 1401 and encodes 466 amino acids.
AUGGGCGUGGAGUGGUGUGGGCUUGAGCUCCUCAGGCUACUCCACAGCCUUCACGCUCGGCCAAACGCUCCGGCCAGCCCCCAGCGCGCGCACGGUCUGGCCUGCCGCCCUGGAGACGAUCAGCUAUCGGAACUGGUAGUCUUCUCUUUCUCUUGCUGUCUGCUGUCUGCUGUCUGCUGUCUGCUGUCUGCUGUCUGCUGUCUGCUGUCUGCUGUCUGCUGUCUGUCUGCUCUUGGGUUGCUGUCUGCUCCAACUCUUCACAGCUGUCUGCUUCCAACUCUUCAGAGCUGUCUGCUCCCACCUCGAGCGGCUCAGAAUCCAUGGCAGGCCGGACUCGCACCGCAUGUGGGCGGAGCUGGGCCGGCGAACGGCAUCGCGUUUCCUGGUGAGAGCCCGAGGUCGGAUGGUCGUGCUUGGCCAGUGGAAAUUGUGGAGGAGAGGCCCAUGAAAGUUGCGCAACGCCAACACCUGAGUCGCGCCUCAUCAGGGAUUUGCAAACGUCAACCGCGCUUCGGGCCCACUCUGCCAUGGCCCUUGCGGUGUCCUUGGGGCCUCAUCCUCAUCGAUGCCAUCGCCAGCUGCGUGGAGCGCCGUCGACACCAGCCUCUUCGCGGUCUAGCACCACGCACCGCGGUCAGUGCUGGCCACGAUGCACCGCGACGCAGCGAGCUGAGCUCAACGGGCGCUGCACAUGAGGAGCGGACCGUCAGCAGAGCCCACGGCAGGCGGCUUUGGACGCGCGAUCCCGUCGUCUGCCGGCAUCGUCGAGACGCCCGCACGCCGUGCUCUGGCCGCCGGGCUCGCGUCGCCGCUGCAGCUGGACAUGCAGCGUCGACAUGGAAUCCAUGCUGCGGCAUGGCCGCCGGCGCGGGGCUCAACGACGUCCUCUCAGCGAGCAUUCGACGAGCGUUCGACGACGCAUGCCCCGUCACGCCGACGCCCCCUCCGUAUGGCUGCGGCCCUGGCACGCCCUCGUCCGCAAUAUCAGGGACCCUCCGCCCUCUGUCCUCUGCUAUCGGGAGCCAUGGACGACUGGCAUCUGGAAACGGCAAGGCUGGCUGGCUGGCUGCUGGACGGCACUCUCCUCCGCCCCCUGACCUCGUCCUCGAUGCCACCAGGCAGCCCGCCAUUGCUGCUAUUGCUGGAGCGUCACAGCGUCACAGCGUCACAGCGUUUCCAGGCCGAUCAGCUCCAGCGUGGCUUCCGAGCUUCUCCAGCGUCCAAGCACGCCGUGGGGUUGUCACCAUGCAUGAUCUGAAGCCCCUCAUGCUCGCGUCCAUCAGCGGCGUGUACAGUGGCCAGUCGGGACUAGAUUCACACCUCCGGCAAAUCAGAGUCGAUAUCUGUCUCUCUCGAGCUUCCGACGCGGCUUGCAAACGCAUCCAGACUGUCCUGGGUUAAGCUUCAUCGCGCCAGUGCGUCCAGAUCGCUGCAUCUCUGUCCACGCCAGGCCAAUGUGGCGUCUCGUUGCACGCUUGGGGCAUCUGAAGCCGGAAAAGGCUCCAACCAGCGCUGUUCUUUUCCGGUCUGCGACUUGGAGCACGCGAAUGUGCCUGUCGCAAAUCUUGCCUGCAACAGCCCUCUCCAAGGUCGCCUC